GCAGUCGGACGGCCCAAAGGGAAGCUGGGCACUGCUUCUGCGGUGAAGCUCGCAGCUAAUCGGACAACGGCUGGAGCACGUCGGAGGAGGACGCGAUGCCGCAAGUGCGAGGCGUGUCUGCGGACAGAGUGCGGCGAGUGUCACUUCUGCAAAGACAUGAAGAAAUUUGGGGGACCUGGCAGGAUGAAACAGUCCUGCAUUAUGAGGCAGUGUAUCGCACCGGUGUUGCCUCAUACUGCUGUGUGUCUGGUGUGCGGAGAAGCUGGGAAGGAGGACACUGUUGAAGAGGAGGAGAGCAAGUUUAAUCUCAUGCUAAUGGAAUGCUCCAUUUGUAAUGAAAUCAUACACCCAGGAUGCCUUAAGGUGAAGGAAUCGGAUGGUGUGGUGAAUGACGAGCUGCCGAACUGCUGGGAGUGUCCAAAGUGCAACCAUGCAGGGAAAACAGGAAAACAAAAGCGGGGACCAGGAUUCAAAUACGCAUCAAAUCUCCCAGGCUCAUUGCUGAAGGAACAGAAGAUGAACAGAGACAACAAGGAAGUAACGGAUGCUGCGAAACGGAAAGGGGACUGUGAAGAAAGUCCCAGGCGGAAAUCGGAGGAACAUUCCAAAAAGGCUCAAGUUGACCCAAUACUGAGGAGAAAGUCAGACGAGGUGCAUCUCUGGAGGAAAAGGAAAUUUGAGAAACCCCAGGAACCCACUCUGAGAAAGCGGCUAAAACUUGGAAAAGAAGAGAAUCUCUUCAGGAAGAAGCGGCGAUCGUGGAAGGCUCCAGAUGACCGGACGGCCAUGAUCAAACCCCUGCGGCGUCUCAAGCAGGAGCCAGAGGAUGACCUGCCAGAAGCACCUCCCAGGUCCAAGGACAGCGACCAGUCACGGUCCAGCUCGCCCACUGCAGGUCCCAGCACGGAGGGCGCCGAGCCCAGGGACAAGAAGAAGUUCAAGAUGAGACGGAAAAGGCGGCUCCCCAAUAAAGAACUGAGCAAGGAGCUCAGCAAGGAGCUCAACCAGGAGAUCCAAAAAACCGAGAACAGCCUUGCCAAUGAGAAUCACCAACCCAUCAAAUCUGAACCUGAGAGCGAGAACGAGGAACCCAAACGUGCUUUGAACAACAGCGAGAGACUCCAUAGGUUCAGCAAAGGGUUAAACGGGACUCCCCGGGACCUGAGGCACCAGCUCAUCCCCAGCCUGCGGAGCACACCUCGGGGAAUAACCCGGCCACCACCUUCGCUCUCUCCUCCCAAAUGCAUCCAGAUGGAACGGCACGUUAUCCGGCCGCCUCCCAUCAGCCCCCCUCCGGACUCGCUCCCCCUGGAUGAUGGGGCGGCCCACGUGAUGCAGAGGGAAGUCUGGAUGGCUGUCUUUAGCUACCUCAGUCAUAGGGACUUGUGCAUCUGUAUGAGAGUUUGCAAGACCUGGAACAGAUGGUGCUGUGACAAAAGAUUAUGGACCAAAAUAGAUCUAAACCAUUGUAAAUCCAUCACUCCACUUAUGCUCAGCGGCAUUAUUCGGAGACAGCCUGUAACCCUCGAUCUUAGCUGGACGAAUAUAUCCAAAAAGCAGCUGAGUUGGCUUAUCAACAGACUGCCAGGUCUUCGAGACCUGCUGCUGUCAGGGUGCUCGUGGAUAGCAGUGUCGGCACUUUGUAGUUCCAGUUGUCCUUUACUCCGAACUCUGGAUGUGCAGUGGGCAGAAGGACUGAAAGACGCACAAAUGAGAGACCUCUUGUCGCCACCCACGGAUAACCGGCCAGGUCAGAUCGACAACCGGAGUAAGCUGCGGAACAUCGUUGAGCUGCGCUUGGCCGGCCUGGAUAUUACCGACGCGUCUUUGCGGCUGAUCAUACGGCACAUGCCGCUGCUCUCCAAACUCAAUCUCAGUUACUGUAAUCACGUGACAGAUCAGUCCAUUAACCUGCUGACCGCGGUCGGAACCACCACGCGGGAUUCGUUAACGGAAAUUAAUUUAUCAGACUGCAAUAAGGUUACUGACCAGUGCCUGUCUUACUUCAAACGCUGCGGAAACAUCUGCCAGAUCGACCUGAGGUACUGCAAGCAGGUGACGAAGGAGGGCUGCGAGCAGUUCAUCGCGGAAAUGUCAGUAAGUGUUCAGUUCGGGCAAGUGGAGGAAAAACUUCUGCAAAAACUGAGUUAGUUAAAGGACACCUGUAAAUACUGGGGCGGGGGGGAAGGGACUAAGAACACGUAGGGAUUUUAUUUUCAAUUGGGAACUUGGAAUAUUGGAAAAAUACGGCGAUUGGAUUUUACAACUCUUGUCGAGAACAACAUGAAACCACCCGUGUUAGGAAUCUCAACUUGUGCCACUAAUUCCGUCUGCCUGGGGUGUCUGCACUGGCCCUUGCGCACGUUCGUAAGGCGACUGUUACUGGUGAGAAUUGUUCACGCCCGGAAGACGACUGAUCUCCAAGAAAUCCUGUUAUUUAACGUACCACAGCAUGUGCUUGGUAGUGUACAUUUGAUUUCUGCUUUUCAUUUCUUAAAACACCACCGCCACAACAGCCGGUGUCAUUAGGAGUGGACCACGCCCUGCAUUUCUGCCUUCUUAACACGUUUGUUUCGUUACAUCUUACAUUAUGCAGAACUAUUUUUGUACAAAAAUUGUUUAAAAAUUAUUUAUGCAAUGUUUGAAUGCAUUUACCAGUGUUUCGGUUUCGAUUGCCAAUUUUUAUCUUUACUUAUGGUAGGCGAGAACUUAACCUAUACUUCGUAGACAGUAUCUAUCUACCAACGUGCCCAGGUCAGGAAAAGUAGGUAAAUACUUUCACCUUCAAGCAUGUUUUAAUGGAAGUUUAUAUCCUGCUUUGUAUACUUCAGAAGUGACAUAAGCAUGUUGUGGAAAUAAGGUGUAAAUUAUAGUUGAAGUAAAACACUUUGCCAAGUUUUAUCUGUAUAGAAAUCACCUUUUUUCUCAAAAUUUAAAAA
This is a messenger RNA of Eurypyga helias (sunbittern), 2939 nucleotides long. RefSeq names its product lysine (K)-specific demethylase 2B (gene KDM2B). The transcript is spliced from 10 exons. The record is from RefSeq and is a predicted model, not a curated record. Bases 157 to 2151 code for a protein of 664 amino acids. Gene Ontology annotation, molecular function: histone demethylase activity; protein binding; transcription coregulator activity. Gene Ontology annotation, biological process: regulation of transcription by RNA polymerase II; protein demethylation. Lineage: Eukaryota; Metazoa; Chordata; Aves; Eurypygiformes; Eurypygidae.